UUGGAUGUGUACAGAUCAGCUGUUGCAGACCAGAGGCACACAGGCUCAGGGACUCAUCGGACUCAUCUCAGAACCUUCAGGACUGAGCAGAGGGAGCAGCCAGCAUGCCGAAAAAUAACUACAAAUCCAAGAUCAUCGCCGCCACCUUUGUCCUGCUGACCCUCGCUGUCAUCGGCGGCAUUGUCACCAUGAUCAUUUUUUACAACAAUCAGAUCUCUACGAUGAACCCGACACCCCGACCGACCUUCCCGCCCACCACCGCAGCACCGCCGCCCAGCAUGCGGCUGCCGAGGAAUCUCAUACCUGAGAGCUACGAGAUCUUCCUCCAGCCCCACCUGUACAGCCGCAUCAUCGAGGAGGUGAACGUCACCAGUCCCAACCAGACGACCCUUUUCACUGGGAACUCUACAGUUCACUUUAAGUGUGUCCAGAGGACUCGCAGCAUCUACCUCCACAGCGUGGACCUGGUCGUUUCCAAUUCUGUGGUGAAGAACAAAGACACGGAUGAGAGGAUACACUCCACGGUGAAGUAUCCCAAAGGCUCUGGCGAGUUUCUUGAGGUCCAGUUGAACGAAGCCCUGGAGGCUGGAGGGAACUACAGUUUGUUUCUGGCUUUCAAGGGAGAAAUAUCCGAAUCCCUUUAUGCACUUUAUGUAAGCUCAUAUAUCGAAGGUGUCCCCGAUUAUGAAGGUGAUACAAAUGCGCAGAGAUUCCUGGCCGCCACCAAUAUGGAGCCAACAGCCGCCCGGGCAGUGUUUCCUUGUUUCGACGAGCCGGAAAUGAAGGCUGUGUUCCACCUCACCGUCAUCCACAGGCAGGGUACAACAGCUCUGGGAAACGCGGAGAGAUGUGGCUCCAGCUUCAUAGACGACGAGUGGCAAUACACUCGUUUCCAUCCGACACCGAGGAUGUCGACGUACCUGUUUGCCUUCACAGUUUCAGAGUUCACAGCGACCCCCUGCCCACACAAUCGGGUGGAUAUUAAAAUUUUUGCCCGCCCUGAGGCCACGGCAGCAGGACACGCUCAAUACGCAGCGAGCAUCACCGGAAAGAUUCUCGACUUCUACGGGGAUCGAUUUGGAAUCGAUUACUCCCAGAGAAAGCUAGAUCAAAUUGCACUGCCAGACCUAAGUCCUGCUGCAAUGGAAAACUGGGGACUGGUCACAUACCAGGAGGGAGUCCUGCUCUACGAGGAAGGGGUGACCUCAACGUUGGCGAAGGAAAGGAUCGCGAGCAUCAUUGCACAUGAACUAGCACAUCAGUGGUUCGGAAAUCUGGUGACGAUGAAAUGGUGGAAUGAAAUUUGGCUCAACGAGGGCUUUGCCACCUACAUGACUUACAUUGCGGUGGAUGCCAUUGAGCCUUCAUUCAAAGCAAAGGACACGUGCGUCGCGAACAACCUCCUCACAGCAUUCGAGGAGGACGCCCUGGCCUCAUCCCAUCCUCUCAGUCCGCCGGAGCAAGAUGUCCAGGAGAAUUACGAGAUCUUCCAAUUGUUUGAUGGAAUAGUCUACAGUAAGGGGGCAGUUGUGCUGAGAAUGCUGGCAGACGUCUUGCAUGAAGAAGUUUUCAACAAAGGGAUCAAUAUGUACCUCUGGCACUUCCGGUACAACAACACUGACGAGCAGAACCUCUGGGAUUAUUUACAAAAGGCCGUAGAUGCGGAUGGUGGACACAUCAAUGUUGCCAAGGUGAUGGACCCAUGGACCAAUCAAAUUGGCUAUCCAGUCAUCACCAUCAACACAACCAACGGAGAAAUCUACCAGAAGCACUUCCUGUUCAACGACUCUUCUGAAUCCAGUAAUUGGUGGUAUGUCCCGAUCAGAGUCAUGUCAAAGACAACUGUACCGUCUCUUGCCUGGUUGGACUCCAGCGACAAAGUGAAGAAAGGCGAAUUCAUUUCCAAGAAUGGAGAGUGGAUCCUGGCAAACGUGGACUGUACUGGAUACUACAGAGUCAAUUACAACUUGAAGAACUGGGAAUCCCUCCUGACUCAGCUGGAAACCGACCCAGAGCGGAUCCCACUGCUAAACAGAGGGCAGCUCAUCGAUGACGCAUUCAACCUGGCAAGGGCCAAACUCGUCGACGUGACUCUGGCUCUGAAUUUAACGCGCUUCCUUCGCAAUGACACCGAGUACCUUCCCUGGAGGUCGGCCGUCAGGAACCUGGAAUACUUCGUCCACAUGUUUGACCGCUCCGAGGUGUACGGACCCAUGCAGGCGUACCUCCGGCAGCAGGUCAGCGGACUGUACAACUUCUUCAGGAACUACACGGACAACUCGACCGUCCCAGUGGACCACUCCUUACAAAAAAACCAGAUCAUCGCCAUAGGGAUGGCGUGUUCCAGCGGACUCCCAGAGUGUGUGACGAUGGCUCGAGAGAUGUUUUCCAAAUGGAUGAACAACAACAUCAACAUGAUCCACAGCAACCUGCGGUCCACGAUCUACUGCCAGGCCGUGGCUCAUGGCGGACGGAGGGAGUGGGAGUUCGCCUGGAAAAAGUACCAGACGUCCGUCGACACCUCGGAGAAAGACCAGCUGCUUCUAGCUCUGUCCUGCACCAAGGAGAUCUGGCUGCUCAACAGGUACCUGGAGUACACUCUGAACCCCGAGAAGAUUCGCCUGAUGGACACUGACACCGCCAUCCAGUACGUGGCCGGGAACGUGGCAGGGCAGACGCUGGCGUGGAACUUCAUCAGAGCGAACUGGCUCUACGUCAGCAGAGGGAGCUCAGUCUCGCUGAUCCUCGCCGUGACCCGGAGGUUCUCCACACAGUUUGAGCUGGACGAGCUGCAGCGGUUUGUGACCGACAUCGACCUGCCGUCUGCGAGGGUGGAGCAGGCCACGGAGCAGAUCCGCGUCAACAUCCAGUGGGUCCGGGAGAACAAGGACACGAUACUCGAGUGGUUCGAGGGCGAAGCGGGCUGGUAGAGCGCCGGGACGGGAGAAACUCCCGCCGGCUCUUUGGUUGUGUUUCGGAUCAGCGGCGCUCAAACACCAGAACUGGUCGUGAUUCUGGUCCAAAAUCAUCAAAGACCAUCAACAUCCAGCACUUUGAUCCGACAUGUGGAGGACGUGGCUCGUCAGACUGAACAGUGUUUUAUGUACAGGAAUAUAUAUAUAUAUAUACAUAUGCAUUAUUUAAACAGUAUAUUCGAUGAAAAUAGGUAUUUGUGAUUUUUGUUUGUAAAAAGAUAUAUAUAUAUAUAUAUAUAUAUAUAUAUAUUUCAUUUUCACUGUUGCCAAUUAUCAAAAGUAUUUUACAAUCAAAGCUUUACCUUUUUUUUUUCUUUUCUUUUUUUCUACAGUGGAGGUGAAAUGGAAAAGUAAAACUUUUAUGCUGCUAAUUUUCGUACCAGAGCCAAAAAAGUACAGAACCUCACGUAUUUGUCGUAGCUGGAGAAUCUAUAUUUGUACGAUAUGUUUCAUAAUCAAAGAAGCAAAUUAUUCUUGUAUGUUGCUGAAAUUGUUAUUUUGUUAAUAAUAAAUUCUUAUCUGACGGUG
This is a messenger RNA of Scophthalmus maximus (turbot), 3503 nucleotides long. Its product is annotated as aminopeptidase N-like. The record is from RefSeq and is a predicted model, not a curated record. The transcript is spliced from 20 exons. The coding region runs from base 105 to 2930 and encodes 941 amino acids. Gene Ontology annotation, cellular component: cytoplasm. NCBI's taxonomy places the organism in Eukaryota, Metazoa, Chordata, Actinopteri, Pleuronectiformes, Scophthalmidae. Gene Ontology annotation, molecular function: peptide binding; zinc ion binding; metalloaminopeptidase activity. Gene Ontology annotation, biological process: proteolysis; peptide catabolic process.